AUGCUGGAGGUAGAGUUGACAAGUCUUGUUCUUCAAACGGAAGAAGAAAUAAAAUACUGGCAUGAGGUUUUGAGGCGCAUUGCGGCUGUUGCGAAGUCACUUUCUGCACGCGGAUUGCCGUUUAGAGGUUGCCAUGAGAGAUUUGGAUCAAACAACAGUGGGAGCUAUGUUAUGACCCUAGAACUUUUGGCUGAGUUCGUUCCUUUUCAGGACUUACACAUAAAACGCCAUGGUAACAAAGGAAGUGGCACAACAUCAUAUCUUUCGUCCAAAAUAUGCGAUGAAAUGGCAGAAAAGGUAAUAAAUACAAUCGUGACUGAGAUAAAAUAUGCUAAAUAUUUCUCUAUCUGUGUUGACUCUACUCCGGACAUUUCUCAUGUAGAUCAACUUUCUUUCAUAGUGAGAUAUGUCUCUGAAGACGGAUGUCCUGUCGAACGAUUUUUGAAAUUCAUUCCAAAUUGUGGCCAUAAAGCGGAAGACCUGGCUAAAGUCGCUCUAGAGACAUUGAAAAAUCACGACUUGUAUAUCGCCAACUGCCGGGGCAGUCUUACGACAAUGCUAGCAAUAUGUCGGGUGUAUAUUCUGGUCUUCAAGAGAGAGUAA
Messenger RNA from Stegodyphus dumicola, 603 nucleotides. RefSeq lists its product as uncharacterized. The record is from RefSeq and is a predicted model, not a curated record. NCBI's taxonomy places the organism in Eukaryota, Metazoa, Arthropoda, Arachnida, Araneae, Eresidae.